AUGUUUACUGCCCCAUACACCGUCGCUACUCAGGCGUUAGUGGAUGGGGUGAAGGAGGGAGACGAGAAGAAAGUAGUGAGCGCCAUUGACUCGGGAGCUGAUGUGAACGCUACACUCCCUCCAGACGACUCAGCCCUCCCAGAUGCUACAGUCCUCACCCUGGCAGCCAUCCAGGGACACGCUCACCUCGUGCCUCACUUACUCAAGGCAGGUGUUGAGGUAAACGAUAGAGGCACCUUCCCCUUCACGCCUCUACAUAUGGCUGCUCACUUUGGCCACCACCAGGUGUUAGAGGCCUUGUUGCCCUGGACACCUGACAUUAACGUUAAGGAUAUACACGGUGUGACGCCGCUACACCUGGCCGCCAGGAGGGGCCGCCUGAUGUGCGCUCAGCGUCUCAUCAAGGCUGGAGCGAUCCUGGACGCUCGGGAUAAGGCGCUACGCACUCCCCUCCACUUCGCUGUGCUGGGCUGCUCCACCGACGUGAUGCAGUUAUUGCUGGACUCAGGGUGUAACAGAAGCGCCCUCAAUAAUGUUUCUUUCUCGGCGAUGCACCUGGCGGCCAUCAGCGGGAACGAGAGAGCCGUACAGCACCUUCUGGAGGCCGGUCUGGAUCUGGCGGACGUGGACGACGAUGGUCUCUCCCCGGAGGAGGUGGCUGAGGCCUGGGGGCGACACAACACCGCCUGGCUCAUACGGAAGAUGCCCAAGAAGAGGGAGAGAGCCACGCCCACUCCUACCCAUACCAUCAUGGUAGGUCAGGGGUGGUACUGGUGA
This is a messenger RNA of Homarus americanus (American lobster), 777 nucleotides long. Its product is annotated as serine/threonine-protein phosphatase 6 regulatory ankyrin repeat subunit A-like. The coding region runs from base 1 to 777 and encodes 258 amino acids. The record is from RefSeq and is a predicted model, not a curated record. Gene Ontology annotation, molecular function: protein binding. Lineage: Eukaryota; Metazoa; Arthropoda; Malacostraca; Decapoda; Nephropidae. The transcript is spliced from 3 exons.